UGGCAGUUGCUGAGCUAUUAAUAGUCGAGCAUUGUGUGUUACGGAGACCAUUAGACGCUCUCUGGCAGUCGCUGACAGAAUAGUCUUUGCGCGUCGCCUUAGCAGCUAGGAACGAGGCAUUGUUAGCUCUGGCGCUGGGCAAUGUGUGAGCCAUGAGCCGGCCUAGCUAUCUGCAGGAGCAGCUGCUCUAUCAACAGCAACAGCUACGCCAGCGUCCGGCUAAUAUUAACCGCCUACGUCAGCAGGCGCUACCCGUACACGGACGCAGCUACUCGCUAGAAGAGCACCAGACGGCUGCUGCUGCCCAUUAUGUACCCGUGUACUCCAAGUUCGUCUAUCCAGCCCCACCGCUAGAGCACCUAGAGUUGCAGCGUCAGCUCGGCGGCCUCCAUGAUUCAGUCAACUCUUUGGGUAGCGACUUCACAGACUACGACAAUGAUGACUCCUACAUUGUGGAACAGCGAAUGGCACAAGACUCAGCUGCGCCCGUUCCAGGCUCCAACGUAGUGCAGAACCUGAAUGCCUUGGGUCGCUUUCUCGAGCUUCUACAGCGCUGGCCACUGCCGCGUUUGUCUUUCAACACGGCCUGCAUUUGCUCGCUCAUCAUUAUAUUUAUAGCGCCGCGCACUUGUGCCCAGAGCUUACUAUUUCCCACUUUCAGAUUGUUCUUCGGCACUCUAUAUCCGGCCUAUGCCUCCUACAAGGCGGUGCGCACAAAGAAUGUUAAAGAAUAUGUCAAAUGGAUGAUGUACUGGAUUGUCUUUGCAUUUUUCACAUGCAUUGAGACCUUCACGGACAUAUUCCUAUCGUGGUUCCCCUUCUACUAUGAGGUCAAGGUGGUGAUUGUCUUGUGGCUGCUGUCGCCAGCCACAAAGGGCAGUUCCACGUUGUAUCGAAAAUUCGUGCAUCCCAUGCUGACACGCCGUGAACAGGAAAUCGACGAGUAUUUGAAUCAGGCUCGCGAGCGCGGCUAUUCAGCGGUUUUACAGCUGGGAUCAAAGGGUGUUAACUAUGCCACGAAUGUCAUCAUGCAGACUGCCAUAAAGGGCGGCGGCAAUCUGGUACAGACCAUCAAGCGUAGCUACAGCCUCAGCGAUCUCAGUGAGCCGGAUGUCCAUCGGACCCAGGACGAGCUGGACGAUGUCUUGAUGACAUCGGCGUCAUCGGUAAUGAUGCGUCCUCAGCCUGCGCGGCUCCUACGGCAGCGCCACCAGACGCCAGUGGGCCGCUCCGCAAGUGGCACGCGCCACUCGACGGGCAUGUACUUCACCGAGGUGGACGUGAGCGCCGGCUCCGCGGCGGCGGGCAAGCAUGCUGGUGAUUUCAACUACAAUAUACGCAGCACGGAUGACAUCAGCUCGGGCUACUCCAGUGCCGAGCCGGUUAGCGCUCCACUCGUCGCCGGGCUGAGUCGCACCUCAUCCAUGACAAAUGCUUCCAAGGCGCGUGUGAAGUCCAAACGCAACGAGGACAAGUCCAUGUCCGCUAGUUGUACUACUUUGCCCCGUAGCAGCAGCCGCAAGGCGGAUAAAUCUCAGUCAACAAAUGCUUCAAGCCAAGCCAAAGCGCGCAAGUCGGAGAAGUGAGGCGCGAUCUACCAAACCUAAAAUAAAUAUAUACAUACAUAUAUAAAUAUAGAAAUAUAUAUAUAUAUAUAAUAUUUCUCUUAAUUCCUUAAUGCAAUGUGUUUUAAAAAGUUGCUCGGUGCUCAAAUUUAGCCGAUAUAGAAGGUCGACAGCAAAGGAUAAGCAUAAUGGAAAAGAAUGAUACUAAAGUAAACCUCAUCAUUAGAUUGAAAUUGUAACUGAAUAAUGAUCGAGCAGGUGAUUGACAUUAUUAUAAAGAUAUUAUGAUAUAAUUCCUUACCUUUACCCAUUGCUCCUUGGCAAGCUUAACUAGCCGAUGUAUAUGUAUAUUCAUUUACAUACAUGUGCGAUUGCCCUACGUGUCCUACAGCCAGCUCCUGUCACUACAAAUUAGUGGGGAAAAUAAUAUCAUCUAUCUUUCUAGUUUUCAAUGCAUUGUAACUGAUAAUUAAAUAAACUCAACUAUACAUAUGAAAAUUAAA
Molecule: messenger RNA, 2068 nt
Organism: Drosophila navojoa
Lineage: Eukaryota; Metazoa; Arthropoda; Insecta; Diptera; Drosophilidae
Gene: ReepA
Product: Receptor expression enhancing protein A
Biological process (GO): endoplasmic reticulum tubular network organization
Cellular component (GO): endoplasmic reticulum tubular network; cytoplasmic microtubule; endoplasmic reticulum membrane
Molecular function (GO): microtubule binding
Source: RefSeq, a predicted model, not a curated record